AGAGAGAGAGAGAAAAAACCCUCCUUAGAGCCGCCUGUAGGACGGCGCGUACCGCGGUGACUGGCGCCUGUUAGUUGGAGAAGACGAGUGGGGAGAGAACGAGCGAGAGCGGAGAAAUCGCGGCUCGCCUCAUCGCGGCUCGCUCGCCCCUCGGUGUAGUCGGUGGCGCUCGGAGUCGCCGCGGGGUUAGGGCGACGGUGCCGCGCCCGUCGCCUGCCACUGCGCUCGGUCGAGCCGCGUUGGUCGUCUUCGUCGUCCUGGCGGUGGUCGCUGCGCUCUCUUCUUCGUAGUUGUCGUCGAUUGUUUCGUCGUGGCUUGAUGCGGCCGUAACACCAUGCCUUUGGCGUGCGUCUCAGAUCAUUGGCCUAAGAUGGACGUUCACUCGGACAGUGAGAAUGGAAACGUGGUUUCUGACGACCCAAUGGGAGAUGAUAUGCAGCUCAAUCAGAGCCAAGAUGAAGGUCACAUCAAGGAGAUAAACAUAACCCAUCACGUGAAGGAGGGCUCCGAGAAGGCCGACCCAUCACAGUUUGAGCUGCUCAAAGUUUUGGGCCAGGGCUCGUUUGGAAAGGUGUUUCUGGUGCGGAAAAUCAAGGGUCCCGAUGCUGGGCAACUGUACGCCAUGAAAGUGCUCAAGAAAGCCACGCUGAAGGUCCGUGAUCGCGUGCGGACGAAGAUGGAGCGAGAUAUCCUGGUGGAGGUGAACCACCCCUUCAUAGUGAAGCUUCACUAUGCGUUCCAGACAGAAGGGAAGCUCUACCUGAUUCUGGACUUCCUCAGGGGAGGAGACCUCUUCACUCGACUCUCAAAGGAGGUGAUGUUCACGGAAGAGGACGUCAAGUUCUACCUUGCGGAACUGGCUCUGGCGCUGGACCACCUACACAGCCUCGGCAUUAUCUACCGCGACCUCAAGCCUGAGAACAUUCUGCUGGAUGAAAGUGGACACAUUGGACUCACGGACUUUGGGCUGAGCAAGGAGUCGAUUGACCACGAGAAGAAGGCCUACUCAUUCUGUGGCACCGUGGAGUACAUGGCGCCUGAGGUGGUGAAUCGCAAGGGCCACACUCACUCGGCGGACUGGUGGUCCUUCGGGGUGCUCAUGUUUGAAAUGCUCACGGGAACGCUCCCCUUCCAGGGCAAAGAUCGCAAGGAGACGAUGACUAUGAUUCUGAAGGCCAAGCUAGGAAUGCCGCAGUUCUUGAGUGGAGAAGCGCAGAGUCUCUUGCGAAUGCUGUUCAAGAGGAACCCAGGCAAUCGCCUAGGAGCUGGCUCUGAUGGUGUGGAAGAAAUCAAAAGACAUCCGUUCUUUUCCACUAUUGAUUGGAACAAGCUCUAUCGGAAAGAAAUUCACCCGCCAUUCAAGCCUGCCGUAGGCCGACCGGAAGACACGUUUUACUUCGACCCUGAAUUCACGGCUAAAACACCAAAAGAUUCCCCAGGCGUGCCUCCCAGCGCCAACGCUCACCAGCUGUUCCGCGGGUUCAGCUUCGUGGCGACGCCGCUGGGCGACGUCGAGGAGACGUUCGUGAUGGCCACCACGCAGCUUCACCCCAUCGUGCAGCAGCUGCAUGGCAACAGCGUGCAGUUCUCGGACGGCUAUGAGCUGCGGGAGGACAUCGGUGUGGGCUCCUAUUCGGUGUGCAAGCGCUGCAUACACAAGACCACCAACAUGGAGUACGCCGUCAAGAUCAUCGACAAGAGUAAACGAGACCCAUCGGAAGAGAUAGAAAUCCUUCUCCGUUACGGACAGCAUCCCAACGUCAUCACGUUAAAAGACGUGUACGACGAUGGGAAGAGUGUCUACCUCGUCACAGAGCUCAUGAAGGGCGGGGAGCUGCUGGAUAAAAUCCUGCGGCAGAAGUUCUUCUCGGAGCGCGAGGCCAGCGCGGUGCUGCAGACGAUAGCGCGCACCGUAGAGUAUCUCCACUCGCAGGGGGUGGUGCAUCGAGACCUGAAGCCGAGCAACAUCCUGUACGUGGACGAGUCGGGGAACCCGGAGUCGCUGAGGAUCUGCGACUUUGGCUUCGCCAAGCAGCUGCGCGCCGAGAACGGGCUGCUCAUGACGCCGUGCUACACGGCGAACUUCGUGGCGCCCGAGGUGCUCAAGAGGCAGGGCUACGAUGCAGCGUGCGACAUCUGGAGCCUGGGAGUUCUGCUUUACACCAUGCUGGCUGGGCACACGCCCUUCGCCAACGGGCCCGACGACACGCCGGGCGUGAUCCUGACACGCAUCGGCAGCGGACGCUUCCUGCUGUCCGGCGGCAACUGGGACACGGUGUCCGAGGCCGCCAAGGACCUGGUGAAGAAGAUGCUGCACGUGGACCCGCACCAGCGCUUCACGGCCGCCCAGGUGCUGCGCCACCCGUGGAUCGCGCUGCGCGACACGCUGCCCCAGUGCCAGCUGACUCGGCAGGACGCGGCGCUUGUCAAGGGCGCUAUGGCCGCCACCUACUCAGCCCUGCACCACACGCUGGCCCAGCCGGCGCUGGAGCCAGUGGGCUCCUCCACCCUCGCCCAGCGCCGCGGCAUCAAGAAGAUCUCGUCGACGGCGCUGUGAGGCGGCGGCGGCACCACCGCCUCCUCCUCCCUCCCCCCCUCCCCCCUCCCACGCGCCACUUUCCCCUCCUCCGUCGCCGCACCGCAGGGCGCAAGCCACCCCCCUCCCCCUCCUCCCCGGGCGUCGUCUCUGCGGGGACGCGGGCGUGGAGAGCGCCGACCUCCCAGCUCGACGCGGAACGCCGAGGCUGCCAAAGAAACGACGAUCGGCCGCCGGGGGGGCGGGGGGGGGGGGGGCGGGUGCGCCGACCGGGCAACGCGCGGCGAGAACGCCGUGCCGUGCCGCGCUCGCGGCAGUGGCGACGGGCAGGGGGACGCCCCGGGCGGUCGUGGAGAUGGCGGCAGCGCCACCUGGGCGGGCGCAGAGAGAGCGGCGCGGCUCACGACCCGCACCCGGACUCCUCAUCGCGGUCGGUGUUGCCGGUUGGACCCGGCCACCGUUUACGUUCCGCCGCGGCGGUCGCGGGGGGGCGCAUGGACACGUCGAGCGUGGUGCCGCACCGCGGAGCUCCCCCGCUGGGACGUGAACGUCUCCGGCAGCCGCGUCACGAAACGAGCUGGAGCGGCGUGGGGAGCGGGAGCGGCGUGGGGAGCGGGCGUGGAGUGGGGAGCGAGCGAGCAGUGAGCGCGGAACGAGCUGCGUCGGUGGGCGCGUGGUCGAGAGCCGAGGCGGAGCCACGCGCAUUGCGUUCUCGUGCAGCCCGCACCGGGACGGACACGUCGGUGGCGGCGAUGCCGCGCGACGUCCGGUCAAGUGCACGCGGGCCGACCGCCCAACGUACAACUUUCCCUUUUUCCACUACGACCCUGAUGGAGGCCGCCCCCCCCAUGCCCCGGCUCUCGCGAAGCCUUGAGGAACGUAAAUUAGGAACGGUCGCAAACCGCCGUGCUGCAUCCUCUCUCUUCCAAAAGCACCCACCCAUAGCUCACAUCCCGCCUUCCUCUGCUGAUUCGCAAACGAUUUAAGAAAGGCGCGAAUGUUUACGCACGACGCAGCGAAGUCUUUUCCUUUCUUUUUGUACAAGCGCCUUCAAUUCUCACCUGGGACUUGACCACCCAACAUGGGCUAAAUGUUUAUUCUAUUGAAUUAUCAUCAAUUGUUUGUAUUUGUAUUAAAAAUAUUACAAAGCUUUAUUUAAUGAGGCGGGGGGUGGGGGGGUCGUUUGUAUGACGUGGUCUUAGAUGGGGGGGUGGGCGGGAGGCGGUGAUGGGGGGGGGAUACGAUUUCAGGUUGAUUAAAAACACCGCCAAAGUGACCCUGGUCUAAAUCGCCAACUCGGUUUAAAGUGCUGCCCAUAAGGAGACGUGGGGGGGGAUGGUUGUGAUGGGUUUAAAUUGAGGAUGUUUUUGUACAAAUUCAGGAGAAAUGUGCUUCCCCAAUUUUCUAUAGAAGUCGGACACAGGACAGUUUUGAGUGUGCGUGCUUUUGCCGUUUCCAUUGCCUGUUGUGCGUGCGUGCGUCUGUGUGUGUGUAUAUAUGCGGUGAAUGCUAACGCACAUCUGCGUGCCAGAUAUAUAAUUGAUGCAAAUUGAUGUAAGUUCAUUAAAAACUGCGGCUCAAAAAAUUAAGGAUUUGGGAAAGCUAGGAUGCUCAGGAUUUACCAGGAUUCAUGGAAGUGCCUCAGGCUCAGAGCCAAGUUAAGGCACACUUACCAGAUGUUGGACCUGAACAUAUUUCUCUAGAUCAGUGGUUCUUAGCCUAGGAUGCACGCGCCCCCUGGGGGUGCGAGACGUGGCCAGAGUGUUUUUAGAAGGUAAAUAAUCGAAAACACAAAUUAAGAAGCACGGGCAGGUAAGUACAACUACUUCUUUUCAUCAAACCUCUGUAUUUAUUAACAUUGUACAUUUUUUUUUACGAAUGAGAACCUUAGGGGGGGGUUGCAAGGCUGCGGUAAAGGUUAAGAACCACUUCUCGAGAUCAACUCCAGCCUCCCGCACAUCACGUGGCCUCUGUGGCCAACCCCACCUCAGAAUCCCCUCCUCCUCCCACAACCCCCGUGUGGAAACAGACGCUGCUCCACCCUCUGUCUCUCAAACUUUCAUCACAGACAUCUUGAACCCUGCCCUCUGUGGUCGUCCUGGGGACUUGUGUCCGAGCGGCUCCUCACAUCCCCGUUUCCCGGUCAUCCUCUUCUCUCCGUCCCCCUCCCGUCCCCUUCUUCGCCCGUGCAUUAACACCUUUGACCCCACUCCCCUCCCCGUGGUGUUGCCGCGGACGCAUCAUUUUUAUUUCGUAUAAAAAUAACGAGUCCCAUUGUAACGGGAGGUUGCUUUUUUGCGGAGUUCCCAAAUAAAGACCACUGCUGACAAAGAUGGCAAUCGACGGAGACCCUUAACAGGAAGUUUCUGUAAACACACCGAUGGAUUUUGUUCAGUCUCCAUCUGGUGCCACAUACACCACGUGUAGUCCACCAGCCCACGCCAGAUACUUCACUUAGGGUGGCAUAACUUCAGUGGUUUCAGUUUCUUUUUGCGGGCCAAUAACAGUGAAUAGCGUGCCAACCGUUUCAAAUGAGUGGGCUACGAAAUGAUUCGCUCUCAUUAGCCUCACAAAUACAUGGGUACCGCUCACGUUUGACCAACUUAAGUGGUACAGACGUGUACUCCGGCCCAUGGACUAGCAGGGCAGAGCCGCCACUCCCUUCAGCCCGUAUGACCAGCGUGGUGAAGGACAGCCAAAUAAAUCCCAGGCAUUUGCACUACCACCCUAUUCUGGCCCACCAAUGUAGCCCCGCAGCCUAUAGCACCUGUUAGGAAUUGAGGUCACCCAUCCAAACACUGUCCUGGCUCAACCUUUUUCAGCUACGAGGUCUGACAGUGAUUGUCGUAGGCCCGUAAGAAUACAUACGUAGUAUUUGUUAACUUUCACAUGUGUGCGUUAAUGUGUGUGUGUGCGUUUUACGAAUACACGUGUACAUAUAUGCACGUGCGUUCGUAUAUUAUAGAUCUGUGUCCGCUGUACGUGCGUGUGUGUAUGUCCGGAUACUCUAUACCUGAAGACAGUUCAGUGAAGCUUACCACUAGUUUUUUUUUUACCAUAUUACUAAAUAAAUUAACGUUCAUAAAAUACAUUCGAAGCCAUAUUCCUUUUAAGUCAUGACAUCUGCAUCGGCCAUAAUGUAGUUCGCUUGAUCCCCGUGUCGACCAAGUCUGGGAAGUCCGUUUCGCUUCAUAUUUGAGAGUUCAUCGGCCGUGAUUAGCAAAAGUCAAUGUCACGUUUGCCGCAUUUGUUUGAGACGGUUUGUUGAACGCCGACGGCUGCAGUUGGGAGCGGCUGAUCGCGUUAAAUGCGGGGGGGGGGGGACAUUAAAGCGUCGUAGCUUUAAGUAAUUGUCUAAGUCGAGUUGAGGACUAUUUGUCGGCGUUCACAUUGCAUCGGUCAAUUGUUGCCGUGGCCUCCGUUGUAAGUCACUGCGCGCCGUCAAGAAUACUUGGAGCUGACGACGCUGGUUGCGGCUGAAGCCGGCGGGAGACGUUGGCGGAGCGCGUGCACAUCGCCCGCCCGCGCCGGUGGCGCUCGCCACGUUGGCGACGCUCGUUUUGUCAUGCGGCAGAUUCGUUCGUUGGCCGUUGCCGGGUGGUGGAGGGCGCACGGCACGUUUUUUUCCCCUACUCGGCAAACCCGACCCAAAAACCAUUUGCGAAUCAAAAUAAUCGGUCACGAAAGCCUGAGGGUUGAAAAUGCUUUAACUCGACCUUAUUUUUUGUUUCAUUUGUCACUUUACAAUCAUUCCUAUCUCUUGUCGAAAAUGCCCAGCAUCUCGUGGUUUUAACGACCAGGCAGUGUGAAGCAUGCAACAGUUUUGACGGCGAUGCCGGCAUGCACGCGCGUGACCUACGGCCGCUGCUUUUAACUUGCAUCACGGGGGGGUGGGGGGGGGUCGUUUCACGUCCGCUGGCGAUGCAGACGGCCGCGGAUGUUACGGUCCAAUGCACCUCGCGGUAUUAACGAGGGUGGACGCUGGCCUCGGAACCUCGGCAAAGCUUCUCGCUCCGUUACCGAGAUGGCGGGAGCGUUCCGACAGCAUCCACAAGAGUCAGAUUCAAGUCGGUUGUCGGCACUCGCGAGGCCCGCAUGGCACGGUGCGUGCCGCUGGAGGAGCUCGGAGUGCCGAGCGUGCACGUGCGUGUCUGGGGGAGAGGCUCUGGGACGUCGCCGACGCCUCUAACGCCGGGGGUGCUCGGCUCGGGGCAUUCUCACGACGGGGAUGUCCGGCGUGACAACACAUCGGUCGAGACCCCCCCCCCCCUCCCAGAAAGUGGCACACCUCCUGGCUCUGACAUAGCUCCUCGAAGACGCUGGCGAGACCGUCAACGGCAUCGGAACAUCGACAGGCCAAGGCGGACAUCUCUAUGAACGGAAAGUGUAAAGACACGAGCCACAAUGGCGCUACAGUGAACCCCCCACUGUGGUCGUCUGCACUCCUUUCACGCGGGACGAGGAGGAGGUGCGGCGGAACGACGCGCUCUCUCUCUCGCUGUCCUGAAGCCCUCUCGUGACCAGCAGCAGCAGCAGCAGCACACCCCGACGUUGGCUUUAGUUCCUGGACAAUUCAAAGCGGCGGAGCGUUUUCUGGGUUAUUCGUACGACAAACACUCCGUGACCUGUUGGAGGCCAUCCUGUGCAGGGCACUCGAGAAACUUCAGAAAACUGAAUAUUUUUUUUUACUCCAAUCAUCUCUUUACUUUGGACGGGGGCUCCACCAUUUCACUGCAAGCGGAGGAGGAAAGUCCCGUCAGCCACACCGUGGGACUCCAGCCGAUGCCAUCCAGGAAUCCAACCGAUGCUGUCCUUUUCAAACGGACACUUGCAAAGUGCUGCUGUAUUAUAACGCAUCCCGUCUCAGACUAAUGAAGACAUAUAUGCAAACGUCUCAACACCUGCGUGUGUGUGUAUUCGGUGGGCUGUGUAGGGUGAUUAGGCUUUAAAGAGUGACGUAGCUCCCCCUCCGAUUGUGGCAUUCGCAGCACGUACACACGCAUCUGAAUGCGUCCAUAGAUGAAUGCACUAAGGGUCGCCGUGAAGACCCUGUAACAGCAUUGUGUGUGUGUUGCCUAGGAUGUCAAUACAACACGUGUACACGUACCUUUAUGCAGUACUGUGUACGCUCUACACACGUGUGUGUACAAUACAUUAGAAUAAGUUACAGCCAUUUUGUCAAUCCACUGCUGGAUGAAAGGGAGGUGGAGGGGGUUGGCGGGGCGGGUGCGUUUCGCUAUACUUCACCACACUGGUCCACGCGUGGUUGUGCAGGAGGCACAGCACAGGGACUCUUGCCACUGAUGGUGGCCGUGGGCGGGAAUCGAAUUCACGUCGCCGGGUUCUUGGCGCACUGCGCUAAUGCGGCGCGUUGUGUACAUACUCUGUAUAUGUAUAUACUUGCAUAUGUUCGUGUGUACAGAUAAAACACUGUCUGUCGUACUCGUGCGCACAUCCCCUCGUGUUGUGUUCGUUGUUACCCGUGUAAGAUUGAAGUCGUAGCCCACUCAUUUCAAGUCCAGCGUUUCAGUUGUGUGUCACUUGGCUUACACCGUCGCCUUCCACGUGUCUUCUAUAUAUGGGCAGAACUAAGAUGUUCUUGUUUUUAAACUCAGCUUUCUUGUGGCCCUAAUAUCAUAAUCUUGAAGAAAAUAAAUCCAUUGUUGCCCAACACUCAACUCCUACCGUUAUUGGCAUUCAUAGAAAACAGGAGAGGCAUUGACAAACGUGUCUCAAGCUCCUGCUAAAAUACGCGUGCUCGGUCCGACGUGGGGGGGGUUUGCGUGCAUCUUGCACGGGUGGGGGGGGGGGGAUGUCCCCUCUUGGGCGAGGCAACAGCGAGCCGCUUAUCGCCCGGAAAUCUGUGAGUCUGCCCCAGGACGUUAAAAGUCGUCAGUUGCCGACUCGGAAUAAUAAUAUAAUGAAUCACCCACCACUCGAGGCAAUGCAUGUACAGAACAUACAGCUCCCCCCACCCAUCUCUUUGAGAUGUUAAAAGUCCAAACCCCCCCCCCCCCCGCUCCUUGUAGCCCGGUCCACGGCCCUAGCGCAGUUGCACCGCCUGCACACGACUCGGUCGCUACGCCGCUGGGCCACAUGGGGGAUUUUUACUAUUAUUUGUGGGGUGGUGGUUUACGCCAAAUCGUCUUGCGGUGACCGCGUGGAAGUUGUCUUGCGAAUGUCUCGUGAACAACUGCGGGGGUUUGCGCCGCGGUUGGCCACCGAGCAGUACGGACGCGGCAGCGGUGGUGGUAGUGGCGGUGGUGGUGGUGGCGGUGGUGGUGGACACCUUUGGACGGGCGGCGCGUCACAGGGCGGACGUUUUGGUCGCCGACAGCACGGGCAGGAGGUGCUGGCGGGCUUCGCCAAAUUGUGCCCGUCGCGCGGCGUCCACGACGACGUCCGCCCGUCCUCCACCACCUCCUCCUCCACCUCCUCCUAUGCCGGACGGCGCAGGAGGAGGUGGAGGAAGCGCGGGCCUCGUUUGAUGUCAAAAGCGCGCUCGCCCGGGCAGACGGGAAACGUUUCGACGGUCGCAUCGAACUGAAGCAGUGGUGGAAUUUCCACAUUCUCGUCGCGGGUGCGAGUCUCGACAGGCCAAUCGGCGUUGACGUCAUCGCACGUUGUCCACACGCGCGGUCGGCUCCCAGAAGGGUUUAUUUUUGUUUGUUGUUGUUGAACAUUUCACUUUUGCUCAAGUUGCAAUUGAACGAAAUGAGGAGCGUCGGGCUCGUUGGCGAGUGUGCGUCGGCGCGUGGAGGCCGACCGAAGGCCGCGUCUAAAUACAUCGCCACGCACGGCAGACCAAACCGGAGACUCAAUAGAUGAUGAACGGCGUCCUGUGGCCCACGCGUAUGUGGCCACAUUGUUUUCUUUUUUACUCGGUUGCGUUGAAGUUGAUGGGGCGUUCCACCUCCAAAUUAAAACAUUAAAAAACUGACAAUCUCCGCCGAUAAAAAAUAAUAAUUUGAAACUGAAUUCAUACGAGUAUGUAACGACGGGAGUAAAUCGAUGGCUUAAAUGAUGUUAUGUAUUAAUUUGUUUGUACUAUUUAAUGCCUUUUUAACUGUGCGUUCGUUGUUAUGGAUGGCGACGUGGGUUUUCUUUGGAGUGACGCGGAAUUGUGAAGGUGCCUGAGAUGGCCGAGUGGCCCAGACGCGAGGCACCACCAGGCCACGACGCGCCGAGGGCGGGCGGGGGGGGGCACUCUUUGUCGCAGACGUAAGAGCAGAGUGGUGAGCAGAACGCGAUUGCAAUGGUUGACGGAAAAAAAGGUACUGACCAAAAUGUAAUACUGUAUUUAUAAAAAAAAACAAAUGUCACAUUCAUAUUUUUUUUUCUAGGGUUAUUUUAUUAAAGUGAUGAGGAAAUGUUUUUAUUUUAAGCCGUAUUAUUUUUGGUUCACGGUUAGUGUCUUUUGGGUUUCGUUUGGUGUUCUAUAAAUGUCACACAUCUCACGGUAGCCCGCCACCACCAGACAGAGCCGAUCAAAGCGAGUUGUCACGUCAUCGCCAAAUGUGCCAUGUUCAAGAAGCAGGCUGGAGAUGAUGGCCAACAGCUCGGCUCUCUCGCCAAAAAGAAAACUCUUUUCGAACCUUCACACGGGGUCGUAAAAAAAACGCCUGCGUCUAAAGUUAACCGCAUUGUUUCGCCACGUAAAUCUUACCGUGCGGGUGGACAUGGAGUUGGUUGUUCUGAAUUAUGACGAAACCCGUGGUCAAUCCUGAUAACAGAUUGCGCCUCCUGCCAUGGAAACGUGGAAUUUCCACCAAUGGAUGAGCAUCGUCGACGCUCGCUUUGUCAGGGAUAACUCAUUUUUUUUUAAUGAUUACAAGUUUGGUGCCCACGGUUUUAAAA
Molecule: messenger RNA, 10393 nt
Organism: Lethenteron reissneri (Far Eastern brook lamprey)
Lineage: Eukaryota; Metazoa; Chordata; Hyperoartia; Petromyzontiformes; Petromyzontidae
Product: ribosomal protein S6 kinase alpha-3
Biological process (GO): intracellular signal transduction; protein phosphorylation
Molecular function (GO): magnesium ion binding; protein serine/threonine kinase activity; ATP binding
Source: RefSeq, a predicted model, not a curated record